AUGGACGACGAGGUGGUUCAGCGAGUGCUCCAGGAAGGAGGCCGCGAGUUUCUCAGACAGUCUCCUACGACUUCUUCGUCUUCCUCCUCCAUACUUCAAUCCCUCCCUCUCCAUGUGUCCUUCGAUCAUGGAUAUUACUUGCUUGUGAAAUCGGUUCAAGAACUUCGGGAGAAGAAAGGCGGUGUAGUUACUGUCGGUAUCGGCGGUCCUAGUGGUUCCGGCAAGUCGAGCUUAGCUGAAAAGGUGGCGUCCGUCAUAGGGUGUAUUGUUGUAUCGAUGGAGAAUUACCGGAAUGAAGUUGAUGAUGCGAAUGGUGUGGAUGCUAUCGAUUUUGACGCAUUGGUUCAUAACCUGGAGGAUUUGACGCUGGGGAAGGACACUUUCAUACCUUUGUUUGAUUAUCAACGAAAAAAGCGGGUUGGUUCAAAAGCAAUAAAGAGUACUGCAUCUGGUGUGGUAAUAGUUGAUGGUACUUAUGCUCUACAUGCAAGAUUGCGGUCUCUACUGGAUAUCCGGGUGGCUGUGGUUGGUGGAGUUCAUUUUAGUCUUCUUUCCAAGGUUCGCUAUGAUAUUGGAGAUUCUUGCUCGUUGGAUUACCUUAUUGACAGCAUUUUCCCAAUGUUCAGAAAGCAUAUAGAACCAGAUCUUCAUCAUGCACAGAUUCGGAUAAACAACAGUUUUGUCUCGUCAUUUCGAGAAGCAAUCUACAAGCUGAAGUGUAGAAGUGAGUCAUCAGGUGCAUCUGCUUAUGCAUUUCACGGAACUGAAACACAAACAGACAAUUUCAUAGAGAUGUACCUUAGGCCUCCUGCAGCAAGUGAAGAAGCCCACGUAAAUGAUUGGAUUAAAGUGCGACAGUCUGGUAUUAGAUACUAUCUGUCUCUUGGAGAUCAGAGGAUUGUUGACAAAAACUUCAUUAUCCGGCCUAAAGCUGAGUUUGAGGUUGGAAGAAUGACCCUUGGUGGAUUGCUGGAUUUGGGGUACAAUGUUGUUGUCAGUUAUAAACGAGCAUCGACAUCUGUUACUAAUGGCUUUCUUUCAAUAUCACUGGAGACUAUUGAUUCUCUUGGUGAGACAUUCUUUGUCUUGCGAGGAACUACUAGGAAGGCUGUUGGAGCAGAAGCGCUGAAAAUUGGUGUUAAUGGACCGUGGAUCACUAAGUCAUAUCUUGAAAUGAUUCUUGAGAGAAAAGGUGUACCUCGGUUGAAUACUCCGCCACCAUUAUCUGCCACUGCUACAACUAGCGGGCAGGAAAGGACGAUUGUAGCGCCAAAGCCAAUUCGUACCACUCCAAACCUCGUUAAUCGUCUUGAGGAUCUAUCUCAACCAUGGACACGGUCCCCAACCAAAUCUCAAAUGGAACCUGUGAUAGCAACAUGGCACUUCAUAUCAAGUGAUCCUCUUCAUUCUAGUCAACCAGGAGUAGACUUCUCUCAUGAAGCAACCACAGAUUCCUCCUCUUUCAGGAAAAUGAUGAAGCUUGCUCCAAUGCCGGACUCAUAUGACUUGGACAGAGGGUUGCUUCUUGCUGUUCAAGCAAUACAGGCUUUGUUGGAGAAUAUGGGAACCCCAGUCAUCGUUGGAAUUGGUGGUCCUAGUGGAUCUGGGAAAACUAGCUUGGCUCAUAAAAUGGCAAAUAUUGUUGGCUGUGAAGUAGUAUCGCUUGAAAGCUAUUUCAUAUCUGAACAUGUUAAGGAUUUUAAAUAUGAUGAUUUUAACUCCCUUGAUCUACCUCUGCUUUUGAAGAACAUUGAUGACAUAAGCAAUGGCCAAAAAACAACAGUACCCAUAUUUGAUUUGGAGACUGGUGCCCGUAGUGGAUUCAAAGACCUUGAAGUAUCUGAAGAUUGUGGCGUGGUCAUCUUUGAAGGGGUCUAUGCAUUGCAUCCUGAGAUAAGGAAGUCGUUGGACUUGUGGAUUGCUGUUAUUGGGGGUGUCAAUUCGCAUCUCAUCUCUCGAGUUCAGAGAGACAAAAGCAAAGUCGGGUGUUUUAUGUCGCAAAAUGAGAUCAUGAUGGCAGUGUUCCCAAUGUUCCAGCAGUAUAUCGAACCUCAUCUUGUUCAUGCACAUCUGAAAAUAAGGAAUGAUUUUGACCCUGUGCUUUCACCAGAGAGCUCAUUGUUUGUUCUGAAGAGUAAUAAACAAGUCAGCUACCAAGAUAUAAUGAAAAUUCUCGAACCGGCAAAGUUCUUCAGUUCUAUUCAGAAUUUCAUUGAUAUAUAUUUAAGGCUUCCUGGAAUUCCAAGUAAUGGGAUGCUGACUGAGGGUGAAUGUGUACGCGUUAGAAUUUGCGAAGGAAGAUUUGCAUUGUUGAUAAGAGAGCCCAUUAGAGAAGGGAAUUUUAUCAUCCAACCCAAAGUGGAUUUUGAUAUUAGCAUUAGUACUGUUGCAGGCCUUCUCAAUCUUGGGUACCAAGCUGUAGCUUAUAUUGAAGCGUCUGCAUUUAUAUACCAAGAUGGAAAGAUUCUUAUUGAGGUCGAUCACCUACAAGAUGCUCCAAGUCCUUACCUACAAAUAAAAGGGGUUAACAAAGAAGUGGUCGCUGCUGCCGGCUCAACCCUUAAGCUCGAUGGUUCAUAUACUACUAAGAGUUAUCUCCAAAUUGUGCUAGAAAAUCUUCCGGCCGAUCAAAGUUCCAAUGGUGUCCACAGUCACCAAGCUUCAAGAUUGCAGGAGUUAGUUGAAUUCAUACAGUCUCAGGGAAGCAACACCAGUACAGCUUCAGAGUCAUCCCCAUAUAGGGAUGCAGCGGCUCCAAUCGAAACUGUUAUUGAAGACAUGCAGUCAAGAAUCAAGAGGCUAGAAAGAUGGAACAUAAUCAACACGGUCUUAUGGACUUUCCUGAUGUCUGCCCUUGUAGGGUACUCACUUUACCAGAAGAAGCGGCAAUGA
This is a messenger RNA of Linum trigynum, 2892 nucleotides long. The record is from the annotation of a GenBank genome assembly. NCBI's taxonomy places the organism in Eukaryota, Viridiplantae, Streptophyta, Magnoliopsida, Malpighiales, Linaceae.